AAUAUAUAUCGUUGUCUAUGAUUAUACAGCAAAUUUCAUUGUUGAGUGUCCGACUCUUUCCAUCUCUCGUAAAUAUAAUCCGAAAAAAGGUGAAAAAAUGGUCCUCGAAAGUACUAUGAUAUGUGUUGAUAACAGUGACUACAUGAGAAAUGGAGACUUCCUACCAACACGCCUCCAGGCUCAACAAGAUGCCGUAAAUUUGGUAUGUCAUUCCAAAACAAGAUCGAAUCCUGAGAAUAAUGUAGGAUUAUUGACACUCGCUAACGUCGAAGUGCUGGCCACGCUGACCAGCGAUGUUGGCCGCAUCCUGUCCAAGCUUCACCGCGUGCAACCGAAUGGUGAUAUCAACCUGCUGACUGGAAUCAGAAUUGCCCACUUGGCACUCAAGCACCGUCAGGGCAAGAACCACAAAAUGCGCAUCGUCGUGUUCGUUGGCUCGCCGGUCCACACCGACGAGAAGGAGCUCGUCAAACUAGCAAAGAGGCUGAAGAAGGAGAAAGUAAACUGUGAUGUUGUGUCAUUUGGAGAAGAUGCUGAGAAUAAUCCAUUGUUAACAACUUUUGUCAACACCCUCAAUGGCAAAGACAAUACUACAGGAGGCAGCCACCUUGUUUCCAUUCCUGCUGGUAAUUGUGUGGUUCUCUCUGAAGCCCUAAUCUCCAGCCCAUUGAUUGGUGGAGAUGGUGCUGGCCCAUCAGGUUCUGGAUUGUCUCCAUUUGAAUUUGGAGUUGAUCCUAAUGAAGAUCCAGAAUUGGCUCUAGCUUUGCGUGUGUCUAUGGAGGAACAGAGACAGCGUCAAGAGGAAGAGUCCCGACGCCAGCAGGCUAACACUGAAGGUGAGGCUCCUAAAGCUGGGGAAACACAAGAUAGUGGCAUGGAGCGGGCUCUGGCCAUGUCUUUGGGCCGUGAGGCUAUGGAAUUGUCAGAAGAGGAGCAAAUAGCCUUGGCCAUGCAGAUGAGCAUGCAACAAGAUGCCCCUGCAGCUGAAGAGAGCAUGGAUGUCUCUGAAGAAUAUGCUGAAGUCAUGAAUGACCCUGCCUUCCUGCAAAGUGUUCUUGAGAACCUACCUGGUGUAGAUCCGCAGAGUGAGGCUAUCCGGAAUGCCAUGUCUACCAUCAAGAAAGACAAGGAUGAAAAGGAUGACAAGGACAAAGAUUCAAAGGGCGCAGGCUCAGGUUCUAAAUAAACUCAUUUUUAAUACAAUGUUUUAAUGAUACAUUAUGCUUGUAAACUUUAACCUUAGACACCACUGUGUAACUACAACAUAAAUUUAUGGAAUACAGAAGUUCUAUUAAAAAAAUAUUGUUUAUUGUGGCCAGGAGAUCCAAUUUAGACCCUCUAUUUUGUCAAAUUCUGAAACAAAAAGUUUAGUUAGAUGUAAAAGUGUUUUGUUAAAACUAAUACUAAAGAAAACUAAGCCAAAAUACAGUAAACCCACUUGAUAGUAUGUGUUUAGUACAAUCUCCCACAUAAUACAUCAAUUUACAUUGGUCCAUACAACUUUUUUUCAUGGUUAAUAUGCUUUCCCACUUAACACAUUCACUGUGGCACUGGGCCGAAAGACCUCAUAAAAAGUAGGUUAACACAUUCACUGCCAGACAAAAAACGGCGUACUACCCCAGAAACCAGUGGUCUAUAGCUGCGUACAAAACAACCCGCCCAGCGGGUUGUCCGGCAUCUGAACAAAGUUCACGAGCGCCCACCAGGUGGGUUCCCGGCAGUGAAUGUGUUAAUUGCACAUAUCAACUCUUAGCUCCCUGUGCAUUCAUAUAUAAUAUAUUACAAGUUACACUAAUAAUCGCAUAUUAAGGAGUGUUUUUGGUGUGGUCCCUUCACAAUCUUAAGAGGGUUUUACAGCAUAUAUUAAUGUCCUGGUAGUUGAUUCAAAGAGAUUAAAAUAUGCCUAUUGUAAGUUGCAUUGUUAUAAUACAUAAGCAAGUUAAUUAGUA
Messenger RNA from Cydia pomonella (codling moth), 1949 nucleotides. RefSeq names its product 26S proteasome non-ATPase regulatory subunit 4 (gene Rpn10). Bases 98 to 1186 code for a protein of 362 amino acids. Gene Ontology annotation, cellular component: nucleus; cytosol; proteasome regulatory particle, base subcomplex. Gene Ontology annotation, biological process: proteasome-mediated ubiquitin-dependent protein catabolic process. The transcript has a single exon. The record is from RefSeq and is a predicted model, not a curated record. Lineage: Eukaryota; Metazoa; Arthropoda; Insecta; Lepidoptera; Tortricidae. Gene Ontology annotation, molecular function: polyubiquitin modification-dependent protein binding.